Molecule: messenger RNA, 2309 nt
Organism: Phyllopteryx taeniolatus (common seadragon)
Lineage: Eukaryota; Metazoa; Chordata; Actinopteri; Syngnathiformes; Syngnathidae
Gene: hoxa1a
Product: homeobox A1a
Exons: 2
Coding region: 935-1927 (330 amino acids)
Biological process (GO): regulation of transcription by RNA polymerase II
Cellular component (GO): nucleus
Molecular function (GO): DNA-binding transcription factor activity, RNA polymerase II-specific; RNA polymerase II cis-regulatory region sequence-specific DNA binding
Source: RefSeq, a predicted model, not a curated record
CUUUAUUUGAUGAACUUUUUAACAGGCUAAUCAAGCCACAGGCCCAGCGCGAACACCACCGCCGGCCACGCAUUAUCACAUCAUUUGAUCACCGCAUAAUGAAUACAUACACCGUGUAAGUUCAAUCAAAGUUGACCCUGAGAGGAAAAUGAAUUAAUAGCACAUUCUAUUAGUACAACUUGACUUUCUAGCCACUCACAUAAAAAUGUGAAGCCUAAUGAGGAAACAAAACAACGCUGUUAUCCUCCGCUGGCUUCUUUUGGGUGUCACUGGAGUGAAACAUUUGCCCUCUCUGCCCCACUGUGACAAUAUUUGCGGAGUAAAUCCCUCGCAGUGUCAAAGCGUGAAACAUUUGGCAUCGGAAUGGGACACCGAUAGCCUCUGGCAGUAGUGACACACAUUGAGACAUUCAUCCAUCCUGGAGAAAAUGGUUUGUCUCUUAGAAUGACACAGUGUCAUGACAUCGUGCACGAUUGCUUCCUCGCUCCCUCCCCCUAAAAACUGGAUUGUACCUGAGGUCAGAGUUCAUGCGUCCUCCUCCUCGCAGUGGUCGUCCCGCGCGUCUCUCCCCCCGGCUCCUCGUGCAUGCGACCCCGGCCGCCGUCCGCCACCGUCUGCCGCCCAGCUUCAUUGUUUGCUCGGCCAAUGCGUGAGUGCGUGCAGGCGCGUCACCUUGAUCGACGAGCGGCUGGAAUUUAAAUAGCCACUCGAACAGCAAUCUGUCAGCGGCUGAGAGGAUAAGCUCAAGUGUCUCACUGGCUGACCCGGACCCACGUGACCACACCCGUUCAUUGAUAUCGGUCAGCCCCCAUCCCCCCAUCCCCCCACCCCUCCCGAUAUCAGAGUAUAGGUAAAUGUUGGCACGCAUCACUCGGGGUAAGAGAGGAUAUAGAUCAGAGGUGCUCCAGGCGCUCCCUGGGUCCAAUAUGCCACAAUGAGCACUUUCUUCGAUUAUUCGGUCGUGAGCAGUGAGGGUGGGUCGUGUUCCGUGAGAGCUUUCCACCCGGAUCACGGGAUUACAACUUUCCAGUCGUGCGCCGUGACGGCGAACAACUGCGGCGCGGAUGAGCGCUUCAUGGCGAGCGGGGCUUCCUCGGACGACCACCGGCAGCGGCCGGCCUCGUACCAGCCCGCCGCGGGCAAUCUGGGUGUCGCUUAUGGCGCACACCCGGCCUGCGGCUCCAGCUACGGCGCGCAAAGUUUCUGCGCCUCCUACAACCAUUACGCGCUGAACCAGGAAGUAGACGCCGCCGCGGGCUUCGCACAGUGCGGCCCGCUCGUGUACUCGGGUAACCUUUCCACCUCCGUGGUGGCGCAGCAUCGCCAGGGUUACAAUGCCGCCCCUCUGGGUCAACUGCAGUAUGGCCACCCUGCCUACGGAGGCGGAGGCGGGCAGGAGCAAGCCACCCCCUUCCCGGGGUGCUCGAACCCUCUGUCCCCGCUGCAUGCCGCUCACCUGGACGGAUGCUGCUCCCCUCUGUCCGAGGGAGCCCCCAAUGCUCAGACCUUCGACUGGAUGAAAGUCAAGCGGAAUCCCCCCAAAACAGGGAGGUCAGGUGAGUACGGCUACGGAAGUCAGCCCAACACGGUGCGGACCAACUUCACCACCAAGCAGCUGACCGAGCUGGAGAAGGAAUUCCACUUUAACAAAUACUUGACCCGGGCGCGGCGCGUGGAGAUCGCCGCCACGCUGCAGCUGAAUGAGACUCAGGUGAAAAUCUGGUUCCAGAACCGCAGGAUGAAGCAGAAGAAGCGGGAGAAAGAAGGAUUGCUCCCGGUCAAGGCCGUGCCCUCUGACCCCGGGGAGCGCCUUCAAGAGAAAAUGGACGACGCGGCGUCAGAGAAGUCUGUUUCGGCUCCUUCUACCCCCUCCCCUCCUUCCUCCACGGUGUCCUCCACUGGGGCUGACCCUUACUGCUCCAAUUAACAACCUUUCGCUUCGUUCCCCAAAGCUGAGCGCCAAACUCCCGCAUUGCCCAAUGGACAUUUUGGGGGAACUCGUGCACUUUUUGGACAUGUAGGCAAAACGGACCACUGCUGGGUUCGAAUUGUCUUUUCUAUCAUGCAUUGUGUUCAUCAAUUGAUGUGCAGUAUAUUCACUUGCUUUGACCUGACCAAAAAUGUGCCAAAGUUGUGCAUCAAGACACACGAUCAUCAUAUCACAUCGUGCGAAUGAAUGUCCAGUGGAAGAGUUGCAUGGUGCAUUCACGUGUUAUCGGGAUGCUGAGUUUUAUCAGUUUGACCCGGCACGUGUUGCAGGCUUCUAUCUGUUCUUAUAUUUACUCAAGCACAUACCACAACUCUUACGG